Molecule: messenger RNA, 1677 nt
Organism: Tetranychus urticae (two-spotted spider mite)
Lineage: Eukaryota; Metazoa; Arthropoda; Arachnida; Trombidiformes; Tetranychidae
Product: inactive selenide, water dikinase-like protein
Biological process (GO): L-selenocysteine biosynthetic process
Cellular component (GO): cytoplasm
Molecular function (GO): selenide, water dikinase activity; ATP binding
Source: RefSeq, a predicted model, not a curated record
UAUCGAUAUUUUUAUUGUUAUCGUCCAACUCUAAAGUACAUCUUGUGGUUAAUAAAUGCUUUGUGUUGCAUCAAGUUGAUCAAUUGUUUCAAUUUGUUCAUUUAGUUUAUCUACUUCAGUUGCACAAUGGAUCAUGGUGCUCACAGUGCUGCCUUGCAGGCUGUAGAGUUAGAAGUCUCUGGGUCCCCUCAUAUUGCCAUUCAUAAGCCUUUUGAUCCUGAGGAACAUAAUUUAGAUCCAUCAUUUCGGCUUACUAAAUUUGCCGAAUUGAGAGGAUGAGGGUGUAAAGUUCCUCAGGAAACCUUGGCUCGGCUUCUUGAGGGACUGGACGAAAAUCAUACUCAUCAAACUUCAUCUUCAUCUGCAACUUCAUCGCCUUCAUCUCCAUCAUAUUUUAUGCACCAACAUAUGGGAUUGCCAAAGAUAGGUAUUGGUAUGGAUAGCAGUAUAACACCAAUCAGACAUGGAAGUCUUUUGUUAGUUCAAACAGUUGAUUUUUUUUACCCUCUGGUUGAUGAUCCUUAUGUGAUGGGAAAAAUUGCCUGUGCAAACGUUCUUAGUGACUUAUAUGCUAUGGGUGUUACUGAAUGUGAUAACAUGCUAAUGAUCUUGGCUGUAAGUCAGAAAAUGAGCGAAAAAGAACGGGAUACAGUUGUUCCUAUUAUGAUCAAGGGUUUUAGGGAUUGUGCAUAUGAAGCUGGCACAAGUGUAACGGGUGGACAAACUGUACAAAAUCCUUGGUUGACCAUUGGUGGUGUUGCCUCGAGUGUUUGUCAACCAAAUGAAUAUCUUAUUCCUGACAGUGCCAUUGUGGGAGAUGUCCUCGUGUUAACUAAACCUUUAGGAACUCAAGUUGCUGUUCAUUCAUAUCAAUGGCUAGAAUAUCCUGAACGAUGGAACAGAAUUAAACUUGUUGUCUCGGACGAAGACGUAAGAAAAGCAUAUCUUCGAGCAAUGGACAGCAUGAGUAGAUUGAAUAGAGUUGGUGCACGUCUUAUGCAUAAAUAUAAUGCUCAUGGCGCUACCGAUGUAACAGGAUUCGGCAUUCUUGGUCAUGCUCAAAAUUUAGCAAAAAAUCAAAAAAAUGAAGUUUCCUUUGUUAUUCACAAUCUACCCAUCAUUGCUAAAAUGGCUGCAGUUGGUAGAGCUUGUAGCAGUAUGUUCCAAUUAUUACAAGGAUACUCUCCUGAAACCUCUGGUGGGUUGUUAAUUUGUUUACCACGAGAACAAGCGGCUGCUUUUUGUAAAGAUAUUGAAAAGCAAGAAGGAUAUUCAGCAUGGAUUAUUGGCAUUGUAGAGAAAGGAAAUAGAACUGCUCGAAUAAUUGACAAACCUAGAGUUAUUGAAGUGCCUAGUAAAGAAAAGGAUGGUGAACUAUGGUAAAACAAACAAAAAUUUAAAAAAUUCAACUGUUUGAUUCAACAAAAAAGAAACAAAUAUUCUAAUUACUAACUGAUUGAUUGUAUCUUUCAACUUAUAUACUUUUUUCAAUUCCUUUUUUUCGUAACUUUCAAUUAUCACAAUUUCAAUCAUCAUCUCCAUCUUCAUUUUAUAUUAUUGAAGAAGAUUGUAUCUUAUGAUGUGAAUUAGAUAAACCUGGUAACAGAGUCUAAUUUACUGAUGCCACUCAACAGUGUUUCAAUCUAAACUUCAAUAAAUAUAUAUUUUCCAAUCGCC